CUUGGCCAGGUACAGGCGGCGGCACUGAGGACACUGGAGCUGAUGCGCUCACGGGCUGGGGCUCGCGGGGAGUGAGUGCCGCGCAGUUGCCACCCCUGCCGCCACCCGGAGCCUGCCGCCGGCCAGUCCCCGCCGUGUCAGGGCGGCGCAGCGAGGGCGGGCAGCCAGUCCGUGCGCACCCGGGAGCCAGCCCGCCUCAUGGCCACCAGGGUGCUGACCAUGAGCGCCCGCCUGGGUCCCAUGCAGCAGCCCGAGGAGCCGGUGUUCGCGCAACUUAAGCCCGUGCUGGGCGCCCGGGAGGCAGCGAUCUUCCCUGGAGAGGAUCUGAAGCAGCCGCCCCAGCAGCAGCAGCAGCACCCGGGCGGCGGCGGCGGCGGCGGCGGCGGCGCGACCCUGCCGGCGGAGGAGAUGGUCCAGACAAGAUGUGAAAUGGAGAAAUAUCUGGCACCUCAGCUUCCACCCGUUCCUGUCAUCCCUGAACAUAAAAAAUACAGAAGAGACAGUGCCUCAGUUGUAGACCAGUUUUUCACUGACAGUGAAGGGUUGCCUUACAGUAUCAACAUGAAUGUCUUCCUCCCUGACAUUAGUCACCUGAGAACUGGUCUGUACAAAUCUCAGCGACCAUGUGUGACCCACAUCAAGACAGAACCAGUCACCAUCUUCAGUCACCAGAGUGAAACUACUGCCCCUGCCCCUCCCCCUACUCAGGCCCUUCCUGAGUUUACCAGCAUCUUCAGCUCUCACCAAACUCCUGAUGUGAACAACAUUUUUAUCAAGCAGGAGCUUUCUACUCCAGAUGUUCAUCUUUCUGUAACACCCCAGCAAGGCCAGUUAUAUCAGCUCUUGAGCUCACCGGAUUUAGAUAUGCCCAAUACGACUACUCAGGCAGCCGUAAUGGACUCCCUUAACAAUGUUUCUAUGCCGUCAGCUAUGGCAGGCCUUAAUACACUCUCCUCGGCUGUUCCACAGACUGCAAUGAAACAGUUCCAGGGCAUUCCCCCGUGCACCUAUACGAUGCCAAACCAGUUUCUUCAACAACAGGCCACUUACUUCCCUCCUUCCCCCCCAAGCUCAGAGCCUGGAAGUCCAGAUAGACAAGCAGAGAUGCUACAGAAUUUAACCCCUCCGCCAUCAUAUGCUGCAACUAUAGCUUCCAAGCUGGCAAUUCACAAUCCGAAUAUACCCGCAACACUGCCAAUAACUCCCCAGAAUAUACAACCAGUUAGAUACAACAGAAGAAGUAACCCAGAUUUGGAGAAAAGGCGUAUCCACUACUGUGACUAUCCUGGCUGCACAAAAGUUUAUACAAAAUCUUCUCACUUAAAAGCGCACCUGAGAACUCACACUGGUGAAAAACCAUACAAAUGCACGUGGGAAGGCUGUGACUGGAGAUUCGCUCGUUCGGAUGAAUUAACACGCCACUACAGGAAGCAUACGGGGGCAAAGCCCUUCCAGUGUGCUGUGUGCAAUCGCAGCUUCUCUCGCUCUGACCACCUGGCUCUCCAUAUGAAGAGACAUCAGAACUGAAGCUGGACUUGUCAUUGAGGUAGUUUUGUAUCUAUGCAAUUUCCUAUUGACUCUCAAUUCAUACCUAAAAUUAGUUUAAUUUUUGACUAUGGAUUAUCCAUUUAAAAGAAAUCUCAAAAGAAACUGGAAAUGUAUAUUUUGUAUAUUUAUGCAGAAAAAGGGAAGACACUGUAUCACAAUACCAGAGUGUUCAGUUGGGUUUUUUUUUUUUUUGCUCUCAUGAUGUAUAUGGCUUUAGUCAGCAGGUUUCAUCUCUUUGCAAGUAUUACGUCUUGACACAUUGCAGCGUUACACAUUUUUUUCUGUUGCAGUGUUUUGACCAAAGCACUGUCAUUAUUGUGACAAUGUUUAGUAAAUGAGUUAAUUAGAGGCUACAGGUGAAUGAACGCAGUGGAAAAGCCAUGAAUUGUAACCCAUCAGGUUUUUACUGGACGUAUUUAGUAUUUGUGGGUUUUUUUUAAAUGUUAAGUCAUUCUGUGGAGGUAAAAUACAUAGAAAAAAAUCAUAAGCAGCCAUAGAACAAAACAUUUUGUUCUGUAUGUUGCAUGUUUGCUAUGACAAAGAUUUUGUAAAUAUGCAAAUCAGCUUUUUAAGUUUAAUACAAAAGUUUUCUAAAAAUCAUCUGAAAAAAGCAGUUGUUUUACAUUUGAUAACACAGCACAUUUACAAACAAAUUUAUUUAAAUACCUCUCAAAACAGUACCAACUUAGCUUUAUUUUUCUCAGAAGAAAUGAGCUAAGCAUUCAGAUGUUUUGUACCUGUUAACACAAACAGUGUGCACUGAAUAUUCGAAGCAGGAUUUUGUUUUCAAAUUGCUUAAAAGGGCAAAACAUUUAGAAUGAACUGUAAAGUAAAUGUUGGAAGCUUAAAUAAUGGGGAUAGUUACAAUAUUCAGAAUGUUAAACCUCUUACUAUAAGCUAAACUUAGUAUCACUUUAAAAAGAAGGAUUUAGGAUGCAGUUUUCAUAUAUGGACAUGUUAAGCUGGUUCAGCACCAGUAUGAUCCAGUUUCAUGAGGAUAUUGCAUGUAAUUUACUAGAAGGUAGAAGAUACAGUAAUUUUAUUUAAAAUUACAGUGCAGUUUAGUUGAUCCACUGUUCAGAUUGACACAUACAGGGCAAAAUUUACUGCUGACAUGAGUAGUUGAAACUCUUCUGAAGUCAAUGAAGUGGUGCCCUUUUAUGCAAGCGAUGACUUUGAUCCACAGUGUUCCGCCUUGAAAUAGUAAAUGAAGGGCCAAAGAUGAGGUUAUACUGUGUAGGAUUUGGCCAGGCAACAGGAGAAAAACAAACAAACCUAGUAAGUGUCUGGAGUUAUAAGCCGUAAUAUUAAGCUGUCAACCAAAGGAUAGAUUAAGAAUCAAAAUACCAAAAAAGGGUCUUGCAGAAAAACCUAACUUUGUUAAAACUGUUGUUUGUCUUUAUUUAUUUGUGGUAUACAAUAGACUCUUUUUUUAAGACAAUUUUACAUAUACUUGAUAAAUUAUAGUUUUGUUUGUUAUAGUUAGAAAUGUUGCUCUUAAUGUAAAUAGUUGACAAAUGAUGUAAAUAAUUUUGUAAGGCUUCAAAUGUUUAUACGUGGAAACAUGCAUAAAUUGGUUGCUGUUUUGCUUCUUUUGCCUCCCCCUACCUUAUUUUUGUAUUGUGGUAUUUCUUAUGCAAAUGAUGGAGCAAACAGCUGUAUAGUUGUAGAAUGUUUUGAGAGAGAAUGA
Molecule: messenger RNA, 3238 nt
Organism: Rhea pennata
Lineage: Eukaryota; Metazoa; Chordata; Aves; Rheiformes; Rheidae
Gene: KLF5
Product: KLF transcription factor 5
Exons: 4
Coding region: 199-1527 (442 amino acids)
Biological process (GO): regulation of transcription by RNA polymerase II
Molecular function (GO): DNA-binding transcription factor activity, RNA polymerase II-specific; RNA polymerase II cis-regulatory region sequence-specific DNA binding
Source: RefSeq, a predicted model, not a curated record